Messenger RNA from Caenorhabditis sp. 36 PRJEB53466, 1676 nucleotides. The record is from the annotation of a GenBank genome assembly. NCBI's taxonomy places the organism in Eukaryota, Metazoa, Nematoda, Chromadorea, Rhabditida, Rhabditidae.
AUGUCAUUCUUCGGUGUGAAUACGGGCUAUCAUGAGGAGUACACCGGAUAUAAUCCGAGAACUCACUCCAAACUGGCCGAGAAGGAAGGCUUCCAUCUCGGAAAUGGCUCCGACGACCCGAGAACCUUGUAAGUUGGCUUUUCAAAACACGUAGGUGAUUUGGCUCUUAAGGUACGUCGGAAAUCUUGAUCCUUCGAUUUCUGAGGAUCUCAUAUCGACGCUGUUCAACCAGAUAGGAGCCGUGACCAAGACGAAAGUGAUAUUUGACGUGAGUUUGCCGAAAAAGCCUUGACCCACUAAACCAUUGCAGAAAACCAGAAAUUUCCGCGGUACGUGCAAUUUUCCUCCGCUUUUAUUGAUUUUUUCUCCUCUGUGACAAAUUUUAAACUGAUUUUUUCUAAUUUCACAGGACUUGGUGAGGGGUACCUGGCUACAAAUGCACAAGGCGGCAACCAACACACCGACACUGAGACAGUGUAUAUAAUUUUUCAUUUAAAAUUAAUUUUUGUUCAGUCUGAGUGUGAAAACACCGCGUUUUGAAAAUCUAGGAAAACUGUUUGAAACGUUCGAUUGACACAACAAAAUUGAUAUUUCCAGGGCUCGAAUGAUCCAUACGCCUUUGUCGAAUUCGCGGAUCAUCAGCAGGCGUCGCAAGCACUGCAAACGAUGAACAAGCGGCUUCUUCUCGACAGAGUGAGUUUUAGCUCAGAAUUUCAGUGGUCAAUUUUUUCUUGCAGGAAAUGAAGGUGAACUGGGCCGUCGAGCCAGGACAGCAGCAAUCGAGAGUGGAUACUACCAGACACUUCCAUGUCUUCGUCGGAGAUCUUUCUUCGGAAGUCGACAACCAGAAGCUCCGCGAGGCAUUCCUGCCGUUCGGAGAUGUCUCUGACGCCAAAGUCAUUCGCGACACGAACACGAACAAGUCGAAAGGAUACGGUUUCGUCUCGUAUCCGAAAAGAGAAGAAGCCGAGAGAGCCAUCGAGCAAAUGAACGGACAGUGGCUCGGAAGGCGCACAAUCAGAACCAAUUGGGCGACGAGAAAGCCGGGAGAUUCGGAGAGACCGACGCUGCACAACGAGAAGUCGUACGACGAGGUGUUCAAUCAGACUUCGGCCGACAACACUUCCGUGUACGUCGGCAACAUCGCGUCGUUGUCGGAGGACGAGAUUCGUCAAGCGUUCGCGUGUUUCGGACGCAUCUCGGAGGUUCGCAUCUUCAAGAUGCAAGGUUACGCUUUCGUGAAGUUCGAUCACAAGGACGCUGCCGCCAAGGCGAUCGUGCAGAUGAACAAUCAGGAGGUUUCCGGUCAUCAGAUCCGUUGCAGCUGGGGAAAGACAGGAGAUGUAAGUAUUGUGCGCGAGUCGACCGAAAACAAUAUCGAAAAGUUACAGACGGGAAAGCCAUCUGGAGGCGGUUACGGCUACGGAUACGGAGGUCACGGCUCGGGCGGUGGCAACUCGCAGGCAUACCCCGGAUACUCUGGCUACGGAGGAUCCGGCGGAGCUCAAGGUGGUGGUCAAAGCCAGCAGCAAGGCCAGGCCUCAAACGCGAACAGCCAGUACUGGCAGUACUACGCCCAGUACUACAACAAUCCCCAACUGAUGCAGCAGUGGUCGAACUACUGGCAACAGCACGGAGGAACGCCCCAGCAGCAGAAUGCUGGAAGCCACCACUAA